GGCCCCGCGGCCCCGCGCGCACUACGCGUCCCACAAUGCUCCGCGGUCCCGCCCCGCUCCGCGGAGACCCCGCCGGGCGGAGCCGCGACCCCUACCCGGCGCCCGCGGCCUGGACUGCUCCGCCAUGCGGAGGGCGGAGCGCAGGGGCGCCGGGGGCUCGCGGCCCGGCUCCCCGCUGCCCGAGGGCCGCCGUAGCACCGAGUCCGAGGUCUACGACGACGGCACCAACACCUUCUUCUGGCGAGCCCACACCUUGACUGUGCUGUUCAUCCUCACCUGUGCACUGGGCUAUGUGACUCUUCUGGAGGAAACGCCUCAGGACACAGCCUACAACACCAAGAGAGGUAUUGUGGCCAGUAUUUUGGUUUUCUUAUGUUUUGGAGUCACACAAGCCAAAGACGGGCCAUUUUCCAGACCUCAUCCAGCCUACUGGCGGUUCUGGCUCUGCGUUAGUGUGGUCUAUGAGCUGUUUCUCAUCUUCAUCCUCUUCCAGACAGUCCAGGAUGGCCGGCAAUUUCUGAAGUAUGUUGACCCCAGGCUGGGAGUGCCCUUGCCAGAGAGGGACUACGGGGGGAACUGCCUCAUCUAUGACCCCGACAACAAGACCGACCCCUUCCACAACGUCUGGGACAAGCUGGACGGCUUCGUUCCUGCCCACUUUAUUGGCUGGUACCUGAAGACCCUCAUGAUCCGCGACUGGUGGAUGUGCAUGAUCAUCAGCGUGAUGUUCGAGUUCCUGGAGUACAGCCUGGAGCACCAGCUGCCCAACUUCAGCGAGUGCUGGUGGGACCACUGGAUCAUGGAUGUGCUUGUCUGUAACGGGCUGGGCAUCUACUGCGGUAUGAAGACCCUUGAGUGGCUGUCCCUGAAGACAUACAAGUGGCAGGGCCUCUGGAACAUUCCAACCUAUAAGGGCAAAAUGAAGAGGAUUGCCUUCCAGUUCACACCCUACAGCUGGGUCCGCUUCGAGUGGAAGCCUGCGUCCAGCCUGCGCCGCUGGCUGGCCGUGUGCGGCAUCAUCCUGGUGUUCCUGCUGGCAGAGCUGAACACCUUCUACUUGAAGUUCGUGCUGUGGCUGCCCCCUGAGCACUACCUGGUCCUGCUGCGGCUGGUCUUCUUCGUGAAUGUGGGUGGCGUGGCCAUGCGUGAGAUCUACGACUUCAUGGAUGACCUGAAGCCCCAUAAGAAGCUGGGCCAGCAGGCCUGGUUGGCAGCGGCCAUCACGGCCACCGAGCUGCUCAUCGUGGUGAAGUACGACCCGCACACCCUCACCCUGUCCCUGCCCUUCUACAUCUCCCAGUGCUGGACGCUCGGCUCCGUGCUGGUGCUCACCUGGACUGUCUGGCGCUUCUUCCUGCGAGACAUCACCUUGAGGUACAAGGAGACCCGGCGACAGAAGCAGCAGAACGACCAAGGCAGGGCUGUUGGCAACGGGGACGGGCACCCAGGGACCGACGAGGACCUGCCUGGAUCAGGAUCUGCCAAGGAGGGGGCCGCCGAGCAGGGGCUGCUGGCUGGGAAGGGGGGUGCCUCAGCCACCUCCUGAGCCCCCCGCCUGCCCACAGGCCGUGCCCCCGGGAAGGCGGGGUGAAGGGCCCAGGCGUUCCCAGGGUCCCCAAGGUUUGCUCUGGGCAGAGCCCCGCCCUUCCUCUCUGCCUGUCAGCAAGUGCUCUGGGCCCAGGUGCAUUUGUGCCCGGCUGCAUAACCAAGGACAGGCCACUUGGGGACCUGUGUCCAUUCACUGAAUAUGGGCAGGACUCCUGGCAGCCCAGGGGAUAGAGGGUCCACCUACACCAGACAACUGAGUGACAGAGGGGCAGCAGCACCAAGCGCUUCCCGACUCUCAGCUGGAUGUGACAGGGUCAGGGGUCGUGGGACAGGGUCAGGGGUCGUGGGACUGGCCCCUCGGGUGUCACGCGCCAGUCAGGGGCUCCACGGCCCCAGGCGCCUACGGGGUGUUGUCUCCUCGAGCAGCCAGAACAAAUAAAGUGACAUGGAGGUGACAGCCCCUGCCUCCUCCGUGCCCACCUGAGG
Sciurus carolinensis (gray squirrel) is the source of this 2034-nucleotide messenger RNA. RefSeq names its product phosphatidylserine synthase 2 (gene Ptdss2). The transcript is spliced from 12 exons. Gene Ontology annotation, molecular function: L-serine-phosphatidylethanolamine phosphatidyltransferase activity. Bases 125 to 1546 code for a protein of 473 amino acids. The record is from RefSeq and is a predicted model, not a curated record. NCBI's taxonomy places the organism in Eukaryota, Metazoa, Chordata, Mammalia, Rodentia, Sciuridae. Gene Ontology annotation, biological process: phosphatidylserine biosynthetic process.